UUUGCAGCUUCCCAGCACCAGGGGUACCUGCAUGAUGGUCUGAAGGAAGUCCAAGGAAAGAUUCGCAAAGGGUCAACAGGAAUUGUGAUAUUUGCUGGUGAUGUAUCCCCAAUAGAAGUUAUGUGUCACCUUCCUGCCGUUUGUGAAGAGAAGGACCUGCCAUACAUAUACACACCUUCCAAACAAGACCUAGGAACUGCAAUGGGACGAAAGAGAUGCUCAGUCAUGGUGCUUAUUCGAGAGCACAGUGAUUAUCAGGAUUUGUAUGAUAAAGUACUUGAAGAAAUUAACAAAGUGCCCAAAGUAUUUUAGGCUGACUUUUUGUUUGUGCUCUGCUAGAUUUGUUUUCUUUUAUAUUUUCUCUAUCUUUAUUAUCA
Molecule: messenger RNA, 377 nt
Organism: Penaeus indicus
Lineage: Eukaryota; Metazoa; Arthropoda; Malacostraca; Decapoda; Penaeidae
Product: H/ACA ribonucleoprotein complex subunit 2-like protein
Exons: 2
Source: RefSeq, a predicted model, not a curated record